AUGUGCAUGCCACUUGUUUCACCUGCGUCAGGAGUUAUACAUUUCAAAAUGUCUGAAGGACAAGCCAUACAGGCUGGUGAACUUAUAGCCAAGCUUGACCUUGAUGAUCCUUCUGCUGUAAGAAAGGCCGAACCCUUCCAUGGAAGUUUCCCAAGAUUAGGGCUUCCAACAGCAAUUUCUGGUAAAGUUCACCAGAGAUGUGCUGCAACUUUAAAUGCUUCUCGCAUGAUUCUUGCUGGCUAUGAGCACAACGUAGACGAGGUUGUUCAAGACUUGCUUAAUUGCCUUGAUAGUCCUGAACUCCCAUUCCUUCAGUGGCAAGAGUGCUUUGCAGUUCUGGCAACACGACUACCUAAAGACCUCAGGAACAAGCUAGAAUCAAAGUAUAGGGAAUUUGAGAGUAUCUCCAGAAACUCGCUGACCGCAGAUUUCCCUGCCAAACUUUUAAAAGGCAUUCUUGAGGCUUAUUUAUCAUCUUAUGAUGAGAAAGAGAGAGGCGCCAUCGAAAGGCUAAUAGAACCACUGAUGAGCCUUGCGAAGUCUUACGAAGGUGGUAGAGAAAGUCAUACCCGUGCUAUUGUUCAUUCCCUCUUUGAAGAAUAUCUAUCAGUAGAAGAAUUAUUCAACAAUCACAUGCAGGCUGAUGUUAUUGAACACAUGCGUCAGAAUUACAAGAAAGAUCUGCUGAAGAUUGUGGAUAUAGUGCUCUCACAUCAGGGCAUAGAUAACAAAAACAAACUCAUUCUCCGGCUCAUGGAGCAUUUUGUUUACCCUAAUCCUGCUGCAUACAGAGAUAAACUGAUCCGAUUCUCGACACUUAACCAUACUAAUUACUCUGAGUUGGCACUCAAGGCGAGUCAAUUGCUUGAACAGACCAAACUAAGUGAACUGCGUUCAAACAUUGUUAGAAGCCUGUCAGAGUUAGAAAUGCUUACAGAGGAUGAGGAAUAUAUGGAUACCCCCAAGAGGAAGAGUGCCAUUAAUGAAAGGAUGGAAGAUCUUGUGAGUGCAUCUCUAGCUGUUGAAGAUGCUCUCGUGGGACUAUUUGAGCACAGCGAUCACACACUUCAAAGACGGGUUGUUGAAACUUAUAUUCGAAGACUAUACCAGCCCUACAUCGUUAAAGAAAGCGUGAGGAUGCAGUGGCAUCGUUCUGGUCUUAUUGCUUCCUGGGAGUUCCUAGAGGAGCAUAUGGAAAGAAAAAACUAUGGCUCAGACGAUCAAGAGACAUCUGAAAAUGUAUUUGUUGAAAAGCGUAGGAAGAAAAAACGGGGGACUAUGGUUAUAAUCAAAUCGCUGCAGUUUCUACCGAGUAUAAUAAAUACAGCACUGGCAGAAAUAGAGCACAACCACUAUGAAUCUGCAGAAGAUCCUAUAUCUGGCAAUAUUAUGCACAUUGCUAUUGUGGGCAACAACAAUCAUACGAGUCUGCUUCAGGACUGUGAAAAUGAAGACCAAGCUCAGGAAAGAGUAAACAAGCUGGCAAAAAUUCUUACAGAGGAAGAAGUGAGUUCGAGCCUCCGUUCUGCUGGUGUAGGUGUGAUAAGUUGUAUAAUCCAGCAAGAUGAAGGACAAACGCCCAUGAGACAUUCUUUCUAUUGGUCGAUGGAGAAACAGUAUUAUGCAGAAGAGCCGUUGAUGCGUCAUCUUGAGCCUCCUCUGUCCACAUACCUUGAGUUGGAUAAGCUGAAAGGAUACUCAAAUAUACAGUAUACACCUUCACGAAAUCGUCAAUGGCAUCUGUAUACCGUUACAGACAAGCCAGUGCCAAUCAAGAGGAUGUUCUUGAGAUCUCUUGUUCGACAGGCUACAAUGAACGAUGGCUUUAUGUUGCAGCAAAUGCAGGAUAAGCAAUUAAGCCAAACACUGUCCUCCAUGCCAUUUACAUCGAAAUGUAUUAUUAGUUCUUUGAUGGAUGCCAUGGAGGAACUGGAACUGAAUGCCCAUAAUGCUGCCAUGAAACCAGACCACGCACAUAUGUUCCUUUCCAUACUGCGUGAGCAGCAGAUAGAUGAUCUUGUGGCUUACCCCAGGAGAGCUGAAGUGAAUGCGGAGGAUCAAGAAACUACUGUGGAGAUGAUCUUAGACAAUGCAGCACGAGAGAUACACAAAUCUGUCGGAGUGAGAAUGCAUAGAUUGGGUGUGUGCGAGUGGGAAGUGCGGCUGCGGUUGGUGUCUUCUGGACUGGAAAGUGCUUGGAGGGUUGUGGUUGCAAACGUGACAGGCCGUACAUGCACUGUCCAUAUAUACCGAGAAGUUGAAGCUACUGGGAGAAACAGUUUAAUUUAUCACUCGAUAACCAAGAAAGGACCUUUGCAUGGAACUUCAAUCAAUGAUCAAUAUAAGCCACUGGGAUAUCUUGACAGGCAACGGCUAGCCGCAAGGAGGAGUAACACUACUUAUUGCUAUGACUUCCCUUUGGCAUUUGAGACAGCCUUGGAGCAUUUGUGGGAAUCCCAACACCCGGGAGUUAAGAAACCAUGUAAGAAUACUCUUAUCAGUGUUAAAGAGCUUGUAUUCUCCAAUCCAGAAAGUUCUUGUACAUCUCUUGUUACUGUUGAAAGACCCCCCGGUUUCAACGAGUUUGGAAUGGUGGCUUGGUGCCUAGAGAUGGCAACUCCUGAGUUUCCUAUGGGACGAAAACUUCUAAUAGUUUCCAAUGAUGUCACCUUCAAAGCUGGUUCUUUUGGUCCAAGAGAGGAUGCGUUUUUCCAUGCUGUGACUGAACUCGCUUGUGCCAAGAAGCUUCCAUUGAUUUACUUGGCAGCAAAUUCUGGUGCUCGGCUCGGUGUAGCUGAAGAAGUCAAAGCCUGCUUUAAAGUUGGAUGGUCAGAUGAAGUUUCCCCCGAGAAAGGUUUUCAGUAUAUGUACCUAAGCCCUGAAGACCAUGCAAGGAUUGGAUCAUCUGUCAUUUCGCACGAAAUAAAGCUCCCUAGUGGGGAAACAAGGUGGGUGAUUGAUACGAUCGUUGGUAAAGAAGAUGGUCUUGGCGUAGAGAACUUAACAGGGAGUGGGGCAAUAGCGGGUGCAUACUCAAAGGCGUACAAUGAAACUUUUACAUUGACCUUUGUUAGCGGAAGAACGGUAGGAAUUGGUGCUUACCUUGCCCGCUUGGGUAUGCGGUGCAUACAGAGACUAGACCAGCCGAUCAUCUUGACUGGCUUUUCUACGCUCAACAAGUUACUUGGGCGUGAGGUCUAUAGCUCUCACAUGCAACUUGGUGGCCCGAAAAUCAUGGGCACAAAUGGUGUUGUUCAUCUCACAGUCUCAGAUGAUCUCGAGGGCGUAUCAGCGAUUCUCAACUGGCUGAGCUACAUUCCUGCUUACGUGGGUGGUCCUCUUCCUGUCCUUGCCCCUCUAGAUCCUCCAGAGAGAACUGUAGAGUAUGUCCCAGAGAACUCUUGCGACCCACGAGCUGCUAUAGCUGGGGUGAACGACAAUACCGGUAAAUGGCUUGGUGGUAUCUUUGAUAAAAGUAGCUUUAUUGAGACUCUUGAAGGUUGGGCAAGGACGGUAGUGACUGGUAGAGCUAAGCUCGGUGGAAUACCUGUUGGAGUUGUCGCAGUUGAGACACAGACUGUAAUGCAAAUGAUUCCAGCUGAUCCAGGACAGCUCGACUCUCAUGAAAGAGUGGUUCCACAAGCAGGACAAGUCUGGUUUCCUGACUCUGCGGCCAAGACAGCUCAAGCGCUCAUGGAUUUCAACAAGGAAGGGCUUCCAUUGUUUAUCCUUGCGAACUGGAGAGGGUUUUCAGGUGGGCAGAGAGAUCUCUUCGAAGGAAUACUUCAAGCUGGUUCAGCUAUAGUAGAAAAUCUGAGAAGAUAUGGGCAACCAGUGUUUGUGUACAUCCCCAAGAUGGGAGAGUUGCGUGGUGGAGCGUGGGUUGUUGUUGAUAGCCAGAUAAACUCGGAUCAUGUUGAGAUGUAUGCUGAUGAAACUGCUCACGGUAACGUGCUUGAGCCACAAGGGAUGAUAGAGAUAAAAUUUAGAAAGAGAGAGAUGUUAGAGUGCAUGGGAAGGUUAGACCUGAAGCUAAUAAGCCUCAAAGCAAAACUGCAAGAUGCCAAGCAAAGCAAAGCUUAUGCAAACAUGGAGCUUCUCCAGCAACAGAUCAAAGCCAGGAAGAAGCAGCUUUUACCAGUUUAUACCCAGAUCGCCACCAAAUUUGCGGAACUUCAUGACACUUCAAUGAGAAUGGCUGCAAAGGGAGUGAUCAAAAGUGUUGUGGAAUGGAGCGGCUCGCGGUCCUUCUUCUACAAGAAGCUUAACCGAAGACUCGCUGAGAGCUCUCUGGUGAAAACCGUAAGAAAAGCUUCUGGUGACGACUUAUCAUACAAGUCUGCAGUGGCUUUGAUUCAGGAUUGGUUCUGCAAAUCCGAUAUUGCAAAAGGGAAAGAAGAUGCAUGGACAGACGACCAAGUCUUCUUGACAUGGAAGGAUGAUGUUAGUAACUACGAGUCGGAGCUGAGCGAGUUAAGAGCGCAGAAAUUGCUGAAUCAACUCGCAGAGAUUGGGGAUUCGUCUGAUCUGCGGGCUCUGCCACAAGGACUUGCUAAUCUUCUAAACAAGGUGGAGAUUUCAAGAAGAGAAGAGCUGGUGGAUGCGCUUCGGAAGGUGCUGGGAUAA
Messenger RNA from Microthlaspi erraticum, 4626 nucleotides. The record is from the annotation of a GenBank genome assembly. Lineage: Eukaryota; Viridiplantae; Streptophyta; Magnoliopsida; Brassicales; Brassicaceae.